CGUGAAUAUCUUACUUUGGAAUUUCUGUCUACUCGCUCAGACCAACUCUUCGUUUUCCACCAUUGCAAUGCCGCGUCCUAUUGAGAAACGACCUGUAAGAGUGGCCAACUGCUCCGGCUACCAUGGCGAUCCCGCAUACGAAAUGUACCGCCAAGCGACAUUGGGCGACGUCGAUUUCAUCACCGGUGACUAUCUUGCAGAGGUCAACCUAGCCAACAAUGCGCAGGCCUGGAGAAGUGGGAAGCAUCCAGGGUACGAGCCAACCGCCUGGGAUGGCCUUGAGCAGACGAUCGACGUCCUCGCCCAAAAGGGAAUCCGAGUGGUCAUCAACGGAGGCGCUCUAGACCCUAAAGCCCUUGCUUUACGAGUGAAGGCACUGGUUGCGGAAAAGAAUCUCCGCCUUUCCGUCGCGUAUCUCUCGGGCGACGAUAUGUAUCCAGCUUUGGGUCCCAAUAUGCCCACUACCAAGGAGGAAUUGCGUCAUCUCGACUCCGGUAACCCAUCCGCAGCUCCAGCUGAGCUCACCUACGCCUUCCUCAACAAUGGUGGAAAGCCAGUACCCAUGGUAUCAGCACACGCGUACCUUGGAGCUCGAGGCAUUGUCGAUGGUUUGCGACGGGGAGCGGACAUCAUCAUCUGCGGCCGAGUGGCUGAUGCCAGUCCCGUUAUUGCCGCUGCUUGGUUCUGGCAUGACUGGUCUGAGCAGCAUUAUGACGAACUCGCAGGUUCUUUGAUUGCGGGCCAUCUCAUUGAAUGCUCGACGUAUGUGACUGGCGGUAAUUUCGCUGGCUUCGAUAAGUAUGACCUGGACGAACUCGUCGCCCCAGGUUUUCCCAUCGCUGAAAUUGCUAUCGAUGGCACAUGUGUGAUUACCAAACAUCCUGGAACAUCUGGUUUCAUUAACACGGACACCGUGCGCUGUCAGUUUCUCUACGAGCUACAAGGAAAUACCUAUUUCAACAGCGACGUUAGCGCUCAUAUUGCCGAUCUACGCGUUGAAGAUGCAGGGAAAGAUCGUGUACACGUAUUUGGAGUUCGCGGAACACCACCGCCAUCGACCACUAAAUGCGCGGUCUUUUACCAAGGAGGAUAUGAGUGCCAACUCCUACUCAAUGCGGCAGGAUAUGCGACUUCCAAGAAAUGGGAUCUUUUUGAGAAACAACUCCGCCACUUCAUUCCUGAAUUAGUGAUGAGCGACCUGGAGACACUGGAGUUUCAACGAGUUGGGGUCCCCGCUCAAAACCCGAGCAGUCAACUGGAGAGCACGACCUACCUUCGAGUCUUCAUUACCUCUCAAAAAGAGUCCGCUGUAGCUGCAGCAGCAAAGGCGAUGGGCAACAUCUCCCUGAAGCAUUUCUCUGGUUUCCAUGCGUCAUUGGAUUCGCGAUCUGCCGUACCCCGGCCUUUCCUCGCAUACUACCCUGCGUUGAUCAAGCAAUCAGACAUUGAUGAAACAAUCAACUUCAUCGAAGAAUCCGACAAGAUUGUCUCUUUCGGAACCGGGCACCCGCCCCAAUACGAAGAAUCUGGCAUUCGAGACAACUACGACCCUGAAAACCCACAAACAUACAACUGCAACACCAAAGAAAUGCGAUUGGGGGAUAUCGCUCUCGCUCGAUCGGGGGAUAAGGGAGGAAAUCUCAACGUGGGAUUUUUCCCUACAAACCCCAACCACUGGCCUUGGCUUCGAGCUUAUAUGACCAAGGACCGUAUGCGCCAACUACUCGGGCAAGACUGGCGUGAUAGCUUCUUCAUCGAGCGCGUUGAAUUCUCUCAUAUUCACGCAGUUCAUUUUGUUAUUUAUGGUAUCUUGGGACGCGGCGUGAGCAGUUCUAGCCGCCUCGAUGGCUUUGGAAAGGAACUUCGCGGAUUACCUCCGUGACAAGGUCGUUCAAGUUCCUGUGGAGAUCAUCUAGGCUUUGCAUGUCACGUAGUCUCCAUAGUAUCAUUCUAUUCCUGUUUUCCUUUUAUUAACGAAUAUCAAGCGCUCAAGUGCGGGUGCCAUACGUUUCGG
This is a messenger RNA of Aspergillus saccharolyticus JOP 1030-1, 2014 nucleotides long. Its product is annotated as acyclic terpene utilization AtuA family protein. Bases 68 to 1882 code for a protein of 604 amino acids. The transcript has 7 exons. The record is from RefSeq and is a predicted model, not a curated record. Lineage: Eukaryota; Fungi; Ascomycota; Eurotiomycetes; Eurotiales; Aspergillaceae.